Gracilinanus agilis (Agile Gracile Mouse Opossum) is the source of this 1823-nucleotide messenger RNA. RefSeq names its product POU class 3 homeobox 1 (gene POU3F1). NCBI's taxonomy places the organism in Eukaryota, Metazoa, Chordata, Mammalia, Didelphimorphia, Didelphidae. Gene Ontology annotation, molecular function: RNA polymerase II cis-regulatory region sequence-specific DNA binding; DNA-binding transcription factor activity, RNA polymerase II-specific. The transcript has a single exon. The record is from RefSeq and is a predicted model, not a curated record. Bases 1 to 1341 code for a protein of 446 amino acids. Gene Ontology annotation, biological process: brain development; regulation of transcription by RNA polymerase II. Gene Ontology annotation, cellular component: nucleus.
AUGGCCACCACCGCGCAGUACCUGCCGCGGGGCCCGGGCGGCGGGGCCGGGGGCGCCGGGCCGCUUAUGCACCCGGACGCAGCUGCGGCGGCUGCCGCGGCAGCAGCGGCCGAGAGGCUCCACGCGGGGGCCGCGUACCGCGAGGUGCAGAAGCUGAUGCACCAUGAGUGGCUGGGAGCAAGCGCGGGGCACCCCGUGGGCCUGGCCCAUCACCAGUGGCUACCUACGGGCGGCGGCGGCGGGGGCGACUGGGCGAGUGGCCCCCACUUGGACCACGGGAAGGGAGGAGGCGGCAGCCGCGGGGACGACGGCGGAGGCUUCCACGCGCGGCUGGUGCACCAGGGGGCGGCCCAUGCGGGAGCAGCGUGGGCUCAAGGCGGGACACCUCAUCACCUAGGCCCGGCAAUGUCACCGUCACCCGGGGCCGGCGGGGGUCACCAGCCCCAGCCUCUAGGGCUCUAUGCGCAAGCGGCCGCGUACCCAGGAGCUGGCGGGGGCGGGGGCCUCGCGGGGAUGCUAGCGGCCGGCGGGGGCGGCGCGGGGCCCGGCCUGCACCACGGGCUGCACGAAGACGGACACGAGGCGCAGCUGGAGCCGUCGCCGCCCCCCCACCUGGGUGGACAUGGACAUGGACAUGCGGGUGGGCUCCAUGCGGGUCACCUGCACCCUGGCGCUGCUGGUGGUGGCUCCUCUUCAGUCGGGGAGCACUCGGAUGAGGACGCGCCGAGCUCCGACGACCUGGAGCAAUUCGCCAAGCAGUUCAAACAGAGGCGCAUCAAACUGGGCUUCACGCAGGCCGACGUGGGGCUAGCUCUGGGCACGCUCUACGGGAACGUCUUCUCGCAGACCACCAUCUGCCGCUUCGAGGCCCUGCAGCUCAGCUUCAAGAACAUGUGUAAAUUGAAGCCACUGCUGAACAAGUGGCUAGAGGAGACCGACUCUUCAACCGGCAGCCCCACCAACCUAGACAAGAUCGCGGCGCAGGGACGCAAACGCAAGAAGCGCACGUCCAUCGAGGUGGGCGUCAAGGGCGCUCUGGAGAGCCACUUCCUUAAGUGCCCCAAGCCGUCGGCUCAUGAGAUCACGGGCCUGGCCGACAGCCUGCAGCUGGAGAAGGAGGUGGUGCGCGUCUGGUUCUGCAACCGGCGGCAGAAGGAGAAGCGCAUGACCCCGGCCGCUGGCGCUGGCCAUCCCCCUAUGGACGACGUGUAUGCGCCAGGUGAGCUGGGACCCCCGGGGGCCGGGGGUGGGGGCGCCUCGCCACCUUCUGCACCACCGCCUCCACCGCCCGCCCCGCUGCACCAUCACCACCAUCACACACUGCAGGGAUCCGUGCAGUGACCCCCCUCACCCCGCGGGGCCCGGACUCGAGCCCCUUCCCUUCUCUGCCCACCGUGCCAAGACCACCACCCACAAAGGGAGCGGCCCCCGAGACAGCGAGACCUAGAGGACAGUCGGGGGCUGAUCCCGCCCGCAGCCCACGCGGACAGGACUUUUUGUUUGUUUGGAUUUUACAAUUAAAAAAAAAAAAGGCAAAGAAACUUUUAAAAAAUAAUCAUAACACGACCCCGAACCAGACGGACGGACGAGGAACCGAAAUCGUCUCGGAGAUGGCGGACUAGCUGCGGAGCCUGGGCGUGAGCAGAGAGGAUCCGAGACCCCGAGCCGACUUAACCAACUCGCCCGCGCACCCACGGACCACCACCUCCAUCCAUCCCACUCCCGGCAGCCCUAAUCCCCCAGACUCACAGGCAGGCGGGCGCGCACCCAUCCCUUCCCUCCCUCCCUUCCCCCGGCUGUUUCGGGCCGGAUCCCGGCAGCGU